Messenger RNA from Erigeron canadensis, 1759 nucleotides. RefSeq lists its product as uncharacterized. Gene Ontology annotation, molecular function: protein binding. The record is from RefSeq and is a predicted model, not a curated record. The transcript is spliced from 10 exons. The coding region runs from base 237 to 1562 and encodes 441 amino acids. Lineage: Eukaryota; Viridiplantae; Streptophyta; Magnoliopsida; Asterales; Asteraceae.
AUUCAUCAUCAUUCAUCCAUUCCUCUCUUUCAUUUAUUUUUCCUAGAGAUAAAAAUAAAAUAAAUAAAUAACCGCUUGUAAAUCUAUAGAUAUAGAAAUCAUAAGUAAAUAUCAUCAUCAUCAUCAUCAUCAUCAUCAUCAUCAUAAACAAUCUUAUUGAAAUCUCAAUUUUACUAUUGAAAACGAUUUUGAAUAAUUAGGGUUUCCAUCAUAUCUCUAGUAAAUACGAUUUCACCAUGGAUUACAGGAUGCCUAAUAAUGAAGUUGACGAAAUCGACUACAUGGCAGACGAGGUGGAUGUUUUGGAUUUCGUGAUGGAUGAUGUGGAGGCAGGUGGUGGUGUAGAUCAAGUUGUCGAGGAUUACGAUAUGGUGACAGAUACAUCUUCAGCUCAAGCAAGGAGAGGCAAAGACAUUCAAGGUAUUCCAUGGGAACGACUAAAUAUAACAAGAGAUAGUUACAGGCAAACACGGCUGGAACAGUACAGAAACUAUGAAAACAUCCCGUUAUCCGGCGAUAAAGUUGAUAGGGAAUGUAAACAGAAGCAGAAGGGUGGCAACUACUAUGAGUUUUUCCACAAUACAAGAUUGGUGAAGCCUACAAUCCUCCACUUUCAGCUAAGGAAUCUGGUUUGGGCUACCUCAAAACAUGAUGUAUAUCUGAUGUCUAACUACUCACUCAUGCAUUGGUCAUCGUUAUCAUACAACUUGACUGAGAUCCUUAAUUUUUCCGGGCAUGUAGCACCUACAGAGAAACAUGCUGGGAGUUUGCUCGAAGGUUUUACACAAACUCAGAUAAGUACGCUAGCAGUUAAGGAUGAUUUCCUGGUAGCAGGAGGCUUUCAAGGAGAGCUGGCCUGUAAGAGGUUGGAUAAAAAGGGUGUAAGUUUCUGUACAAGAACUACUUAUGACGACAAUGCCAUCACAAAUGCUGUUGAGAUAUAUGACAGCUUGAGUGGUGGAAAGCAUUUUAUGGCAUCGAACAAUGAUGGUGGUGUGAGAGAAUAUGAUAUGGAGAAAUUUCAGCUAAUGAAUCACUUCCGCUAUCCUUGGCCUGUGAAUCAUUCCUCAUUAAGCCCAGAUCGCAAACUUAUAGCUGUUGUUGGAGAUCAUCGCAAUGGACUUGUUGUGGACUCAUCAAAUGGAAAGACAAUGGCAUCAGUGGAAGGUCACCAGGACUAUUCAUUUGCUUCUGCAUGGCAUCCAGACGGAAGAGUAUUUGCUACUGGGAACCAGGACAAGACUUGCAGGGUGUGGGAUCUAAGAAACCUUUCUGACCCAGUUGCAAUUCUUAAGGGAAACAUGGGAGCUGUCCGAUCAGUUCGUUUCUCUUCAAACGGGCAGUUUUUGGUUGCAGCUGAACCUGCGGACUUUGUGCACGUUUAUGACACAAACUUGAACUAUGAGAAGAGGCAAGAGAUCGAUUUCUUUGGAGAAAUCUCGGGGGUAUCACUUAGCCCGGAUGAUGAAACCCUUUAUAUUGGAGUAUGGGACCGAACUUAUGCCAGCUUGUUACAAUAUAACAAACGACAUAAGUACGGGUACCUUGACUCUUUUAUGUAGUCUAGGUCUAGUAGUCCCUUACCUAAAAUAAGAUUGUGAUUGAAAUGAGUUUUUGUUUGAUUUCUUGUUCUGGAUUCGUGGGUAGUGUUGGUUAUUGGAGUAUAUGAUGAUAAAAGUAAGACAUUGGGGUAUUGUGUAAAACAUUUGUCAAGAAAAUGUAUAGCAGUCAUCUUUAAAAGAAACAAUGUGUUUUUUCA